Molecule: messenger RNA, 1147 nt
Organism: Neolamprologus brichardi
Lineage: Eukaryota; Metazoa; Chordata; Actinopteri; Cichliformes; Cichlidae
Source: RefSeq, a predicted model, not a curated record
CAAGGAAAUCACCCUUGGUGUCAAUCGCCUUCGCCAUUUUUAGAAAAUUCGACACCUGCUCUGCAUAAACAUAUAUAAAUUUAAAAUAUAGUUUAUCUAUUUAAGUAGAUAAUGGCACUUCUUCAAGUGACCGACUUUCAGUCUUUUUCUGAAGUCCGCGGACAGAUUCUUCCAGUGAGACAGAGGCACCUCGUCGACCGAACCAACCACUACAAUUUUGGGAGCAAAACUCAAGAAUUUGCGGUUCCGCCUGGUGUAGAGCCGUCAGGGUUUCUGAAGUCCUGUAACCGUGAUGGAGGUGUGUGUAUUGAAAUGAACCACGGGACCACCACUCUGGCCUUCAAGUUCAGGCAUGGAGUCAUCGUGGCUGUGGACUCCAGAGCUUCAGCCGGGCGUUACUUAGCAUCCAACGAUGUGAACAAGGUGAUAGAGAUCAACCCGUACCUGCUGGGCACCAUGUCAGGCAGUGCUGCAGACUGUCAGUACUGGGAGAGACUCCUGGCCAAAGAGUGCAGACUUUACAGGCUGAGGAACAACCACCGUAUCUCUGUGGCUGCUGCCUCUAAGCUGUUAUCUAACAUGAUGCUGGGCUACAGAGGAAUGGGCCUCUCCAUGGGGAGCAUGAUCUGUGGAUGGGACAAAGAGGGUCCUGGUCUGUACUAUGUGGAUGAUAAUGGGACGCGUCUGUCUGGCCGCAUGUUUUCCACCGGCUGUGGGAACAGCUUCGCCUAUGGUGUGGUGGACAGCGGUUACAGGGAAGACAUGACAGUAGAGGAGGCGUAUGAGCUUGGCCGUCGGGGCAUCGCUCAUGCUACACACAGAGACGCCUACUCUGGUGGAGUGGUAAACAUGUACCACAUGCAGGAGGAUGGCUGGAUAAAGGUGUGUAAGGAGGACGUGUCUGAGCUGAUCCAUUGCUACAGGAAGGGAAUGUUCUGAGUUUUACUCCAAUAUCAGCAAACUAUCAUCAUCAUCAUCAUCAUCAUCAUCAUCAUCAUCCAGUGAUAUGUGUUCAACAUGAUUAUUGGUUAUUGAACUUUACAUUAUGUAAAAUAACAUCUCAAUGCUCUAGCCCUACAAGCUUAUGCAGUUUAGGAUAUGUUUUGUGGUUAAAAGACAAAUGAUUAAAGUUAACUUACUUAAAGAA